AUGUAUCACGAAGGAGGACGGGAAGUCACCGAAGAUCUGGUCGACCAACUUGCGUUUGGCUAUGGUGGCUUCCAUGUUGAACGGCUCGAGAAGGUGCGAAAGGUUGCAGACGGCAGCUUCCAAGUCUUGGUCAAGUGGUUGGGCCUUGAGGAAGACGAAUCGUCGUGGGAGUUGGCUAAAAACCUACUAGAAGACAUCCCGGUAGUGUUUCGCAAGUGGUGCGAGUCCAAGAGGCAAGAUCGUACUGUGGGUGCUAUGAUGAAGAGCGUGGGCCUUGCAUAG
This is a messenger RNA of Aphanomyces invadans, 282 nucleotides long. RefSeq lists its product as hypothetical. NCBI's taxonomy places the organism in Eukaryota, Oomycota, Saprolegniomycetes, Saprolegniales, Verrucalvaceae. The record is from RefSeq and is a predicted model, not a curated record. The transcript has a single exon. The coding region runs from base 1 to 282 and encodes 93 amino acids.